Syzygium oleosum is the source of this 1607-nucleotide messenger RNA. RefSeq names its product protein DMR6-LIKE OXYGENASE 2-like. The transcript is spliced from 4 exons. Bases 118 to 1161 code for a protein of 347 amino acids. The record is from RefSeq and is a predicted model, not a curated record. Lineage: Eukaryota; Viridiplantae; Streptophyta; Magnoliopsida; Myrtales; Myrtaceae.
AAUAACGUUUGGUAGGGAGUACACGGCGUUGCCCGAUUCGAUCACUCUGUUUAUAAAUGCGAAGACCCGCAAGUUCUGUGUCCAGCAAGAAAUAUAUCAUUUGCAGUGCUGAGCGAUAUGGCUACAGCUACCCCUAAGCUCUUGCUCACCGACCUCGCGUCCGGCAUCGACCGCGUGCCCGACAGUUACAUCCGGCCCGAGGCGGACCGCCCAAACCUCGCUGAGGUCGAGGCCUCGGAUGCCUCCUCCAUCCCUCUUGUUGAUCUCCAAGGCCUCUAUGGUCCCAACCAUGAUGACAUUAUCGGACAGAUUGGUCAAGCAUGUCAACAAGAUGGCUUCUUUCAGAUCAAGAACCACGGGAUACCGGAAGAGAUGGUGCAGGCCAUCCUGAAUAUAGCCAGGGAAUUUUUCCGGUUGCCGGAGAGCGAGAGGCUGAAGAAUUACUCCAAUGACCCGUCGAAAUCGACCAGGCUUUCGACUAGCUUUAAUCUCAAGACCGAGAAGGUGUCUAACUGGAGGGACUUCUUGAGACUCCAUUGCUACCCUCUUGAAGAAUACAUGCAUGACUGGCCUGCCAAUCCUCCAUCAUUCAGGAAGGAGGUGGGUGAGUAUUGCACAAGAGUAAGAGAACUGGUGCUCAAACUGUUGGAAGCCAUAUCAGAAAGCUUGAGGCUUGAAAGGGAAUACAUAAGCAAGAACUUGGGCAGGCAUGGUCAGCACAUGGCUAUGAACUACUAUCCGCCAUGCCCACAGCCCGAGCUCACUUACGGGUUGCCGGGCCACACCGACCCGAAUUUAAUCACCAUCCUUCUUCAGGACGACGUGCCCGGUUUACAAGUCCUUAGGGAUGGAAAAUGGGUUGCUGUCAAUCCCAUCCCCAACACCUUCAUUGUCAACAUAGGAGAUCAAAUGCAGGUCAUUAGCAAUGACAAGUACAAGAGCGUACUUCAUAGAGCAGUGGUGAACUGUAACACGGAGAGAAUCUCCGUCCCAACGUUUUACUGCCCAUCCCCAGAAUCCCUAAUUGCACCUGCUCCGGGCUUGAUUGACCACGAACAUCCUGCAGCUUACAGGAGCUUCACUUAUGAAGAAUAUUACCACAAGUUCUGGAACAGAGGACUCAGGACUGAGUGUUGCUUGGACAUGUUCAAGACACCCUAGGAUUAGGAUUUAUUUAAAACUUAUGUUUUGCAGUUUUAGCGUCAGUGUCGAGAAAAAUCAGGUUGUUCCAUACAAAUAAAUUACCGUGUCAGCUGUCAUUGACUUGCAAAUUGCGUUGUGAAUUAGAGAUUGUAUAUCUAUGUUAUCUGAUAUCAAUGAGAGUAAAAAAAAAAAACUUUCAUUGAUAUCAAAUAACAUAUAUAUACAAUCUCUAAUUCACAACGCAAUUUGCAAGUCAAUUUCUAAUUCUUUUCCAUCUUUAAGAACUUAAUUUAAGGUGUUCUAUGGUGAAGAAAGUUUUUUGUGUACCAGUCAUAUCGUCUAAUAAUGAAAUGCAAAGAGGUCGGUCCAUACGAAAUUAGAUUUUCGAGGUUCAUCCGACUUAAUUUUGUAUACUUUGAUUUACAUCGGUGAAGAUUGUAGGGACUCGUAACUUUGUCGAUUGA